Molecule: messenger RNA, 2062 nt
Organism: Dothidotthia symphoricarpi CBS 119687
Lineage: Eukaryota; Fungi; Ascomycota; Dothideomycetes; Pleosporales; Dothidotthiaceae
Exons: 3
Coding region: 112-1719 (535 amino acids)
Source: RefSeq, a predicted model, not a curated record
AUUUACCCUUGCUGAGCUCACACUCUCACUCUCACUCUCACCAUCACUGCUCGCUCAUAAUGCGCAGACAUUCCUACUGCUAAACAUCGCACCACAUAUUGCAUACCCAUCAUGGCGCCAGUAGACACGGCCGCCGCCGCCCUUACCAACGCGCUUCCUAUCGCCCUCUUUGCUGGCCACGCGCUUCUUGUUACUGGCCUUAGCGCAAACGUGCUGCGUACUGCGCGUCGAGCCGCCAAGUCUCUUCCUCCGUCCACGCGUACGCGCUCGCAAAGCCCUUUGCGCCGACGCAAUGCUACCAUCUUCUCCGCUCUCGCAUUCGUCUCGUUGGCGUCAGUGACGACGUUUGCAGUGAUAUGGCGCGCUAUUUCCUAUAUACAGUGGGCUGAGCAGGGCAAUCACGAGACGCCAGGCAGCUUGUGGACCGGCUGGUACGGUACUGGUGAAGAGGGACUUGGACGCUGGCAUUUAGGUGAUUGGAUCAAAGACAUUGAUUUGACGCACGAGUUGGAUACUGUCGCCGUACUGAGGCCCGAGGGCUUCUUGUACACGAGCCAGCACUUUGUUGGACUUAUAGCGAGCGCCAUCUUCAUGGGCAUUGAAGGACACCGCCGUAGCCUAUCCUCUUCCACCAUUGCUUCUUUUGUUAUUUUGAGCGCCACGGGAAGUCUGGGAUACGCACUGAGUCUGUUUUUCGUCACCAUUCUCUACACGCCUUUGACGGUACACAAAAGCGACGCACCACUGCGUGACGCACUAUUUACGCCGAGGCCUGCAGUAUACGAUAUCUUGAUUGUCACCUCGCUUUUGUCUCUCAACGCGUUUCCUGGUUUCCUGAAGCAAGGUGGCGACGUACGCUUCCUACGCCUCGGAUAUCUUGCCAUUCCGUUGCUGUUCGCGUAUGCCCCAAAGAUCGUGCCCCUGCGCCUUGGGAUUCAACACAACACCAAGGCAUCCGCUCAUCGUUCGUACACAAAGGUCUAUCACGCACUCUCAAUAGCCUCCUUUCUGCUCUACUGGCGUCUGGUAACUACCAACAUCUUCGCGAAUACUCCACCCGAGCCUUCAUAUAUCUGGGACGUCUUCACGAACGCUAUUGGAAAGAACGACGCCUCCAGGACAAAUAGGGUUCUGUCUGGCCUCAGUAUCACCGGCCAGAAGUUGAAGCACAUCAGCGCACACCCAGCCGUCAGCGUAACCAGUCUCGAUGUGCUCUUCACCACGAUCAGCCUACUCGCUUGGACGUUUACCCGUAACCUCGACGUCGAUGAUGUCCUGGAAAGCAGUGUUCUGUCCUUCUUAGUCCCCAAACAUGAGAAACAUGUGUCUUUUGAGAACGACACAACCCCAAGCCAGAACCACGAAUCCGAAUCCGAGGCACCUGUAAAGACUACGCCGAGGAAAGGUGGACGGUCCAAUAAGAGCUCUACUACCGCGUCUUCCCCUCUACCGUCAGCUCUGACCAGCCGUCUCAGGCGGGGUACGCGUGGACAGGGACGCAACGCUGACUACGGAUCGGAUAAUGACUCAACCUACCAGCCCUCCCCUGCGACGAAGCGUGAUGUGGCGGAAAUGGAGACGGACGGAGCGUCAACUACCGGUGAUCUCGUUCAUGCGGGCGAGUCGACUGCGCUGACUCUUUUCCUUGCAUUUCUGGGCGGAUUGGGUCAGUUGGCUGCUGGGGCUCUUGGAGCAGAGGUUGCAGGUCCGAGGGAGUAGGCUGAUACCUCGUUGAUGUCUUGUGAGGCAGAACAUAGUGUGCAGUAUCUUCUUAUCGCGACUGGGGGCGUUUCUUCCUUCUAUCCGCCUGGCUGUUAAUUUCAAUAUCCCCUUGUUCAAGGUGCCAGGGGCGUACAUGGCGAAUAACUUUUCGUAGUGCUUGGCUGUACCAUAUUCAGAGUGACAUCUAAGCCUGAUAUUGACAUUUUUUACGAUUUCAGCAUAUCUGAUGAUGUGUGCCUGACGCCGUGCGAGGGUGUUGUGAUCAGGAAUGCGGAAUGAGAACGACUAUUCAACACGUGGACUCUGACCUGACGCUCCCAAGGCGAUCUUUGGAAUAUAG